Messenger RNA from Pollicipes pollicipes, 1175 nucleotides. RefSeq names its product homeobox protein araucan. Gene Ontology annotation, biological process: cell development; regulation of transcription by RNA polymerase II; neuron differentiation. The record is from RefSeq and is a predicted model, not a curated record. Gene Ontology annotation, molecular function: RNA polymerase II cis-regulatory region sequence-specific DNA binding; DNA-binding transcription factor activity, RNA polymerase II-specific. Lineage: Eukaryota; Metazoa; Arthropoda; Thecostraca; Pollicipedomorpha; Pollicipedidae. Gene Ontology annotation, cellular component: nucleus.
GCGCGUGCUGUGUGACCGAACGACCGGCGCCGCACCGCCGCGGCCGACCCGCGGCCUCGUCACGUGACCCGGCCACGGAGCGGCCUGACUUACUCUGACCUGAGGCGGCACGCCAUCGGCGCCAUGUCGGCCUACACCCAGUUCGGUUACCCCUACGUGACGGCUGCUUCGCAGCUGCUGAUGCCGGGCCAGCCGAGCACGCCGAGCACGGCCGGCACGUCGUGCUGCGAGACGGGCCGGGUGGUGGGCACCGACCCCGUGACCGGCCAGGCCGUCUGCUCGUGCCAGUACGACCCGAGCCGGCUGGCCGCGCUCAACUCCUACCCGCGCCUCAGCACCGGCUCGACGCUGCACUACAGCACCAGCUACCCCAGCGGCGAGCAGAACCCCUACCCCAGCAUCGGCGUCGACUCCUCCUACUUCAGCACCUUCGGCACGCCGUACGGCCUGAAGGAGUCGAGCGGAGCAGACAUGGGCGUCUAUGGCGGCCUCGGCGGCACGGCCGGCUACGGCUACAGCCCCUACGACCCCUCGCUGUACGGGUACGGUGCGCCCUACGAUCUGGCGGCGAGAAGGAAGAACGCCACUCGCGAGUCCACGGGCACGCUGAAGGCGUGGCUGAACGAGCACAAGAAGAACCCGUACCCGACCAAGGGCGAGAAGAUCAUGCUGGCCAUCAUCACCAAGAUGACGCUGACGCAGGUCUCCACGUGGUUCGCCAACGCCCGGCGAAGACUGAAGAAGGAGAACAAGAUGACCUGGGAGCCGAAGAACAAGACGGAGUCGGACGAGGAGGCGGACGACAAUGCCGCGGAGAAGGACAAGACGGACAAGGACGAAACGGACGGUGAAAAAGAGUCGCCGCUGAGCAACGCCGCGAGCGAAGGCUUGUCGCCGCUGGCCCGGGCCGAGGUCAAGUCGGAGACGCUCUCGCCGGGCGGCGACUGGAAGGACAAGCCGCUCGACGACUGCAGCGACCCGCAGAAGCCCAAGAUCUGGUCGCUGGCCGAUACGGCCGUCUGCAAGACGCCGCCGCCGCCGCCGGGCCACGGCUGGCCGGCCGAGCGGCUGCCGGCACACACCGCAGCCACCACCUUCCCGCUGCCGCCCACCAUCGCGCCCGGCGCCGCGCCCUUCUCCCGCUACUCGCACCAGGCGCAGGCGCAGGCGCAGGC